Molecule: messenger RNA, 792 nt
Organism: Symbiodinium sp. CCMP2592
Lineage: Eukaryota; Dinophyceae; Suessiales; Symbiodiniaceae
Source: the annotation of a GenBank genome assembly
AUGGCCAGCUGCUUUGGAACUCGGCCCCUUUCGGGCUGGGAAAAAGCAUUGAGACCGCCUGUUACACGUGCAAGAGCUGCUAAGGCGGAAGGAAAAGUGCGGCCCGUAAGUGCCGUGUGUCGAAGCAAACGGCUUUGCACUUUGCCGUUGCUGCAAGCUUCACGUAACUUGGAGGUCAUGGAGAGAUACCUCAAGUACCGGUGGACUGAUCACGUGCCAUCCUUGAAAGAGCCUCCAGAAGGCCCUCAUGCCAUCGCCGCCAUGCGCCUCCUCUGCAUGGCACAGGCAAACGGGCGAACGGUGGUGGACGCCUUCAACCUCGAGUUGCCACAGGAGGACAAGGAAGUCUUGAGUGUGGAGAUGUCGCGAACGGGCUGUGCAGGCCAGUCCUUCUCUCCAACCUUGGUGCCCAAGGAGAUCCUGUCGAAACCGGCCGGACCGGCCUUCGUCAUCUACUACGGCCCAGCAUUCCUGCAAGCCUUAGGUUCGGACUCGGCAGUGCUACGUUUGCGGAUAUUGGCGGAGAUCUACCGCUGCUCACGGGAGCUCUGGCCAGAGUCCGCCGCCGCUGUGGCGACCUCUGUGCACGUCCGCAUUGACACAGUCAAGGGCUUGAAAGUCGCGGAGAUUCUCGACGUGUCGAAAGGAGAGCUGUGGCUCGUCACCAAGCACAAUGAGAGCGAGGCUUUCGUGGAGCGGGCUUCUCACAGAAAGCUCAACAAGUUUGUGAGAAACGGCCAGAAGUUCCAAAUCCUCGACUUGGGUUUCCUGCGCGAGAGUCACAAACAGUGA